Molecule: messenger RNA, 1143 nt
Organism: Lodderomyces jiufengensis
Lineage: Eukaryota; Fungi; Ascomycota; Pichiomycetes; Serinales; Debaryomycetaceae
Gene: PDR17
Product: Pdr17p
Exons: 1
Coding region: 1-1143 (380 amino acids)
Molecular function (GO): phosphatidylinositol transfer activity
Source: RefSeq, a predicted model, not a curated record
AUGUUCUUUUUUAACAAGAAAAAUGAAGACACCGAAGUUUUAAGUCAAACUCCAGAAUCGGAAACAUCAGUACCAUCAAAUUUAACAUCUACAACAUCAUUAACAAAUCCGUCAGAGAUUGAACCUACAUCCAAGCCAGAGGAAACUAAGAAAUGUCAUAUACCUCCCGCAUAUCCAAUAAAACCAGUUAGAAGAAGAAAAUUUGAGUUAACAGAAGAUCAACAAGACAAAUAUGAUAAAGUACUAGAUCACUUCGAAAAAUUUAUUCAAAAAGAUAUACCAAUAAAUGAGACUUCCACAGCUAAAACGCAUCCAAUAACAGAUCAAGAGAAAGCAUGGUUAACUAAAGAAUGUUUUCUAAGAUUUUUAAGAGCAUCUAAAUGGGAUUUACUUGCAACUAUUAAAAGAAUGGAAGAGACAAUGAUAUGGAGAAGAAGUUUUGGAUUAAUUAAUAUACCAAAUUUAAUAGACUCUAAGGACUUAUUAACGAGUCAAUCAGUAAGUCAUGAGAAUUCAUCAGGAAAACAAGUGAUUUAUGGCUAUGAUUCAAUAGAGAGUAGACCAAUUUUGAUAUUAAGAAAUGGUUAUCAAAAUACAAAAUCAGGAAUUGGUCAAGUCAAACAUUUAGUAUUUAUGUUAGAAUCAGUUAUAAAAUUUAUGCCACCUGGUCAAGAUCAAAUUGCAUUAUUAAUUGAUUUUGGAGCAGCACCAAAAGAAUUAAAUUUAUCUGCAUCAUUUCCAUCAUUAUCUAUAACAAAACAAUCAUUACAUAUUUUACAAAAAAGUUAUCCUGAAGUUUUAGGUAUUGGAUUAUUUCAUGAUUUACCAUGGAUUGCAAAUGCAUUUAUGAAAAUUUCAAGACCCUUUGUGGAUCCAUAUACGAUGCUGAAAACUCAUUUUGACCUGUUUCAGAAUUUCGUACCUAAACAACAAUUAUUUAAUGAAUAUAAUGGGAUUAUAAAUUUUAAGUAUGAUCAUGAUAUUUAUUGGCCAAAAAUGAAUGAAAUCGCAGAAAAUAAAUAUAAUAUAUAUAUGAAUAAUUUUAAAAAAUUAGGUGGUACAAUUGGUCUAAGUGAAUUUGAUUUAAGAUUAGAUGAAACUUAUUUAAAUGGACUUAUAGAUUUAGAAGAAUCAUCAAUUUAA